Cicer arietinum (chickpea) is the source of this 2371-nucleotide messenger RNA. Its product is annotated as SCARECROW-LIKE protein 7. Lineage: Eukaryota; Viridiplantae; Streptophyta; Magnoliopsida; Fabales; Fabaceae. The record is from RefSeq and is a predicted model, not a curated record.
CUAGGUUCUCCCGGCUUCUGCCUCUCUUCUCACCGUUUCAACUUCAUCUCCAAAUCACACACAUACCCUUCAACGGUUCAAUCAAUCAAAUACACCCACUUUCUCACUCACUCUUUUUCUACUUCACAUUCACAUUCACAUUCACACUCACACUCACACCAAAUAUAUUCCUCAUCACAAUCUUACAAUAUAGAUUCAUACUGCUAUCUAUACUCAUCCUUACUUAACUACCACUACUAUCUCCUCCAGAAGGUGGGAAUGGCUUAUAUGUGUGCAGACAGUGGUAACCUAAUGGCAAUUGCUCAACAAGUCAUCAACCAAAAACAGCAACAAGAACAAGAACAACAACAACAAAACAACCUCUUAGCUACUACUUUAACUACCAACCCUCUCUCUCUCCAUCAUCCAUGGAACAACACUCCACUAAUAGUAACAUCAUCACUACCACCUUUCACCGACUUCACCGACCCAUUUCAUGUCGCCUCGGGUCCCGAUCCAUCUUUCCAUUUCCCUCCCCUCGACCCUCACUCCACCACCUUCAGAUUCUCCGAUUUCGAUUCCGACGACUGGAUGGACACCUUAAUGGCCGCCGCCGAUACUCAACACUCCGAUUUUCAACUCAACCCGUUUUCUUCUUGCCCGACCCGACUCUCCCCACCUCCGGAUCUUAACCGGGUCAUCUUCUCAGAUUCCCAAUCCCCAACAAUCCCACUUCAACCUCCCACUUUAACCAAAAACGACACAAACACCGAAACGACGUCGUCGUUUUCAUCCUCUCCAAACCCGAUUCUAAAAACCCUAACCGAAUGCGCCACUUUAAUCGAAACCGAACCGAAUCGCGCCAUCGAAACCCUAACCAAUCUCAAAAACUCAAUUUCACAAAACGGAACCCCAAUUCAACGAGUCUCUUUCUACUUCUCACAAGCUUUAACCAACAAAGUAACCGCUCAAGGAGAAUCAACUUCUUCAAUUUCAACAACAUGGGAAGAAUUAACACUCUCUUACAAAGCCCUAAACGACGCGUGUCCUUAUUCAAAAUUCGCACAUUUAACCGCAAACCAAGCGAUUCUCGAAGCAACUGAAGGAUUCACAAAUAUUCACAUCGUUGAUUUUGGAAUUGUUCAAGGGAUUCAAUGGGCUGCAUUAUUACAAGCAUUUGCAACUCGUUCUUCAGGUAAACCUAAUAGUGUAAGAAUUUCUGGAAUUCCUGCUAUGGCACUUGGAAUUUCACCCGUUUCUUCUCUUACUGCUACUGGUAAUCGUUUAUCUGAAUUUGCGAAGCUUUUAGGGUUGAAUUUUGAGUUUACACCGAUUCUUACACCUAUUCAGCUUCUUAAUGAAACUAGCUUUUGCAUUCAACCAAACGAAGCUUUAGCUGUUAAUUUCAUGCUUCAGUUGUAUAAUCUUUUGGAUGAAACUAUGGAUGCUGUCGAAACAGCGCUUCGCUUGGCGAAAUCGUUGAACCCUAAGAUUGUUACUCUUGGUGAGUAUGAAGCUAGCUUGACGUCUCGCGUUGGUUUUGUUAAGCGGUUUAAUACUGCUUUUAAUUAUUUUGCUGCUUUUUUUGAGUCUUUGGAGCCGAAUAUGGCGUUUGAUUCGCCGGAGAGGUUUCAGGUCGAAAGUCUUUUGCUUGGAAGGAGAAUUGAUGGUGUGAUUGGUGUGAGGGAGAGGAUGGAGGAUAAAGAACGAUGGAAAGUUUUGAUGGAAAGUUGUGGUUUUGAAUCUGUGAGUUUGAGCCAUUAUGCAACUAGUCAAGCUAAGAUAUUGUUGUGGAAUUAUAGUUAUGGUUCUUUGUAUUCUCUUGUUGAAUCUCAACCUGGGUUUUUGUCUUUGGCUUGGAAAGAUGUUCCUUUGUUGACUGUUUCUUCUUGGCGUUGAUUUGGUGUUUUUGACUCAACUGGGAAAAUGGGUUUCUUCCACCUGGUCUUUUUUCUCUGGUGUGGAACAACUAAUUGUCUAUAUAUAUAUGCCGUUGAUGAUGAUCAUGCUAGGAAGUUCUUCAAUUCAUCAUGUUUUGCAUGCAGAUUUGAUGUGUUUGUUAUCAGCGCUUAGCACUGCAUUACAAGAUUUUUGGGAUGUGUAAUUAAAUUAAUUAGCAUCUGGGUUGUAUUUUUAGCAGUUUGGUUGUAGUUCCACACAUUCUUCUUCUCUGUUUUGCUUUCAAUUUAUUUCCUUUCUUUUUUGGGUAUGGUAUUAGACGAAGUCUUGAGUAGAAAAACCAGUGAUUAAGGAUAUAUGGACUUGAAGAAAUUGGGAGGAAAAUGCUUUCUUUUCUGUUUUGCUACUUUGCUAGUCUUGUAACUCUGUAAAUUUGAUUUAGUUGUUUGGGGUUUAAAUUUGAGAAAAUAUCAAAAGGGUUUUUAUUACUCUA